CCUUAUCAUCUCUCUCUCUCUCUCUCUCUCUCUCUCUCUCUGGCUCUGGCAUCUUCUAUCUCCGCCCGAGAAUGGCGUCCGGGUCCCUGGGCUCCGUCACGAGCUCCGACAUCGAGGCCCACGGCAUCCCGCCCCCCGUCGCGGAGGAGCUGAGCGCGGAGCUCGCCCGGAUCGUCCGCGCCCACGGCGCCUCGUCUCCCGCCACCUGGCGGGCCAUCUCCACGGGCCUCCUCGAGCCCGAUCUCCCCUUCUCGUUCCACCGGUCGAUGUACUACGGUUGCUACGGGGACUCCGGACCCGACCCGCCCGCCUGGUUCCCCGACCCGGAGACUGCUCGGGAAACAAAUGUUGGCCGGUUGCUUGAAAGAAGGGGAAAAGAGUUUUUGGGGGAGAAAUACAAGGAUCCCAUAUCAAGCUUCUCUGAUUUGCAGAAAUUUUCUGUAUCAAGCCCCGAGGUUUAUUGGGCAACUGUACUUGAGGAACUAAGCAUAUUAUUUUCGGAACCUCCUAAAUGUAUCUUUCUCGAGGAUCCAUCUGACAAAAGCCAUCCAGGGGGUCAAUGGCUUCCUGGAGCAUAUUUGAACCCAGCAGCGAAUUGCCUGUCUUUGAACAAUAAGAGAGCCUUAAAUGAUACAGCGAUUAUAUGGCGUGAUGAAGGACAUGAUGAUCUGCCUGUCAAAAGAAUGUCUGUAAAGGAGCUACGAGAAGACGUCUGGUUGGUUGCGCAUGCCCUCCACAGACUCGGUUUGGAGAAAGGAUCUGCAAUUGCAAUUGACAUGCCAAUGAAUGUUUAUUCCGUGGUUAUUUACCUAGCUAUUGUUCUAGCAGGAUAUGUAGUUGUAUCAAUUGCUGACAGCUUUGCUCCACUUGAAAUAUCAACGAGACUUAAAAUAUCUGGAGCCAAGGCAAUUUUUACUCAGGAUGUAAUCAUUCGUGGAGAAAAGAGUAUACCUUUGUACAGUAGAGUUGUGGAUGCCCAAUCACCAAUGGCAAUAGUCAUUCCUACAAAAGGUUCCACUUUGGAAUUGCGUGAUGGUGACAUUUCUUGGCUUGAUUUUCGAGGAAGAGUCGAGCAUGUCAAGGAGGAAUUUGCUGCUGUGGAACAACCGGUGGAGGCUUUUACAAACAUCCUUUUUUCUUCUGGAACUACAGGGGAGCCAAAGGCAAUUCCAUGGACACACGCAACUCCUUUGAAGGCUGCUGCAGAUGCUUGGUGCCACAUGGAUAUUCAUAAAGAUGAUGUUGUUGCCUGGCCCACUAACCUAGGGUGGAUGAUGGGUCCCUGGCUAGUUUAUGCUUCCCUUUUGAAUGGCGCUGCCAUGGCACUAUAUAAUGGAUCCCCUCUUGGUUCUGGCUUUGCGAAGUUCGUCCAGGAUGCUAAAGUAACAAUGCUGGGUGUCAUUCCAAGUAUUGUGCGAGCAUGGAAGAAUUCGAAGUCCACAUCUGGCUAUGAUUGGUCAGCUAUACGGUGCUUUAGCUCUACUGGGGAAGCAUCUAAUGCAGACGAGUACCUAUGGUUGAUGGGGAGAGCUAAAUAUAAACCUAUUAUUGAAUAUUGUGGCGGUACAGAGAUUGGGGGCGCAUUUGUUUCAGGCUCACUAUUGCAGGCACAGUCAUCGGCUGCUUUCAGUACACCAGUAAUGGGUUGUAGUUUGUUUAUCCUUGGGGAUGAUGGCCUUCCUAUUCCACAAGAUGCUCCAGGAAUGGGGGAAUUGGCACUCGGAGCAGUCAUGUUUGGGUCUUCAAGUACACUGCUUAAUGCAAACCAUUACGAUGUCUACUUUAAAGGAAUGCCCCUUUGGAAAGGAAAAGUUUUGCGGAGGCAUGGUGAUCUAUUUGAGUGUACUUCUAAAGGAUACUAUCAUGCACAUGGUCGUGCAGAUGAUACAAUGAAUCUCGGAGGUAUCAAGGUGAGUUCCAUCGAGAUUGAACGAAUUUGCAAUGCUGUUGAUGAAAAUAUCCUUGAAACUGCUGCAAUUGGGGUGCCCCCUGCUGAAGGUGGACCUGAGCAAUUGAUAAUAGCUGCAGUGCUGAUGGAACCAGUGCCUGAUAUGGAUAAACUAAGGAUAGCUUUCAAUUCAGCUGUGCAGAAGAGACUAAACCCUUUGUUCAGGGUUUCUCGCGUUGUGCCCGUCUCAUCUCUUCCAAGGACAGCUACAAAUAAGGUUAUGAGAAGGGUUUUGCGACAGCAGUUGGUGCAACUUGACAAAAAGCCUAAGCUAUGAAGGAUGAAAACGUCCGGGAUCCAUCAUUCUAGGAAAGCGAACAGCAGUUCAGAGGGAAUCCCUCAGUGACCAUGUUGUAUGAUCGGGGCAUCAAUCUUCACGAAACCAAAGAUUUUACCCUCAGAAUUAUGUGACCGAGAAGCUUGUAUCUACUGGGAGUCCAAGUAUUGUAAACUGGUGUCGAGAACAAAAACUUUAUUGGUCAAAUAGAUAGCCGAUAUAGGAGAUGGGUGGACUUGUGACGAUUGAUAAGGCACAACGCCAAUAUUUGUCGAGAGGUGAAUAAAAAUGAGGAAAGCAGAAAUACCCAAUAGUACUGGAAUCACAUCACGCAAGAGAAGACUCUCUUUCCUUGGACUGUGAAGUCAUCAAUCCUUACAAACUUCGUAGUUCGAGUUAAAAUCUUGUUUUCAAGUUCUCUUCGACUGUGCAACACCUUUUUCUGGUAUGUAUAUUACUUGUUCUUGGAAUGCUUGGUUGAUUUCUACCCAUUAUCAUUUUAGUAGAGGAGUCGAAAAAAAAUGUUAAUACA
Messenger RNA from Syzygium oleosum, 2757 nucleotides. Its product is annotated as probable acyl-activating enzyme 17, peroxisomal. The record is from RefSeq and is a predicted model, not a curated record. The transcript has 15 exons. NCBI's taxonomy places the organism in Eukaryota, Viridiplantae, Streptophyta, Magnoliopsida, Myrtales, Myrtaceae. The coding region runs from base 72 to 2225 and encodes 717 amino acids.